GUGAGAUCAUGAAGUCAAGUCACUCCCAAUUGUGUUUUAGUGGUUCUACCUGUUUCACCUGCUCUCCCACCCCAACUGUCUCAAAGAAGAGUCUGGUCGUGUGGAAUCUGCCUUUAGACCAGCACAAGAAUGGAUUUAUAAACCUUUUCAGAAACUUGAGCGUCUGCUUUUCUCCUCCCAGUGGAUUUUAAGCUAGAGUAACACGUACACACUAAAUACAGACUGACACAUUACUGCUAAGGUGAACAUGGGGACAGAUUUAGCCUACAACUUUGUCUUCAAAGUGGUUUUAAUUGGGGAGUCAGGGGUUGGAAAAAGCAACUUACUGUCAAGAUUUACCAAAAAUGAGUUCAAUCAUGACAGCCGUACAACCAUUGGGGUGGAAUUCAGCACUCGCUCCAUUCAAGUGGAUAAUAUUACCAUCAAGGCCCAGAUCUGGGACACUGCGGGUCUAGAGCGCUACAGGGCUAUUACCUCAGCGUAUUACAGGGGAGCAGUGGGUGCAUUGCUGGUUUAUGACAUCACCAAGCACCUGACGUAUGAGAACGUUGAGCGAUGGCUGAAGGAACUGUACGACCACGCUGAUCCUCAUAUAGUAGUCAUGCUUGUGGGAAAUAAAAGUGACCUGGGAACUGCACGCACUGUACCAAAAGAGGAGGCUAAGGACUUUGCAGAGGCCAAAGGCUUACUAUAUAUGGAGACUUCUGCUUUAGAGUCAACUAACGUCGAAUCUGCCUUCCUUGAAGUUCUAACAGCAAUACACAUGAAAGUUGCUAGUAAAGAGGUCACCAGAGGAUCCAUCAGCGCGGUGACCCUGGGCCCGUCCAGCGAGUACAAGGAGGAGAGACAGUCCUGCUGUAAAAGCACCUGAACAACAUCCAAUGUCAUCAAGAGCAAAGACAUUUCCCCAUGACAUUGAUUACGUCAUACCUGCAUGGUGGUACUUCUUCAUACUUGGCCUUCAUUGGAUAUCAUAUCAAUGAGCACAAUAGGGAGGUGACCAGGCGUUUUUAGGGUUAUUGUUUUGUGGCUUGUUUUUUAAAAGAUGUAAACAAUUGGAACUGAUGAUGUCCAUGACGUGUUCUUAGAUUGUUAAUUACCACUAGACUUUAAUGUAAAUUACUCUUAUGGAUAAACCACAAAUGGGUUGUGUUGUAUUAUAAAACUAUUUAUAUGGUG
Messenger RNA from Rhinichthys klamathensis goyatoka, 1179 nucleotides. RefSeq names its product RAB25, member RAS oncogene family a (gene rab25a). NCBI's taxonomy places the organism in Eukaryota, Metazoa, Chordata, Actinopteri, Cypriniformes, Leuciscidae. Gene Ontology annotation, cellular component: recycling endosome. The record is from RefSeq and is a predicted model, not a curated record. Gene Ontology annotation, biological process: exocytosis. The coding region runs from base 248 to 871 and encodes 207 amino acids. Gene Ontology annotation, molecular function: GTPase activity; GTP binding. The transcript is spliced from 5 exons.